Paramuricea clavata is the source of this 3496-nucleotide messenger RNA. Lineage: Eukaryota; Metazoa; Cnidaria; Anthozoa; Malacalcyonacea; Plexauridae. The record is from the annotation of a GenBank genome assembly.
AUGGACAUAUACAAUACAUCAGUGCUCCAGGGAGUCUUCCCUGAUCAGCUAAAACGUUCUAUCGUCCUUCCCAUUCCAAAAGUGUCACCACCUCAGACUAUUGAGGACGAUUUAAGACCUAUAUCACUCACAGCUCAGGUAUCUAAAGUGAUGGAAGGAUUUAUGCUACAGUCCCUCAUGUCGGAAGUGGGUCUUAAAUUGGACCCAAAGCAAUUUGCUCUUCCGGGAAAGUCAACCACUCAGGCACUCGUUUAUCUCCUCCACUUGAUUCAUGCUGCUUUAGAUCAAGGCCACUGCUCUGUAAGAAUCUUUUUUGCUGAUUUCAAAAAAGGUUUUGAUCUCGUCGACCAUAUUGUCAUUAUUGAUGAACUUUUUAAAUUACAAGUGAGUCCUGCCAUUAUAAGAUGGAUAAAGUCAUUCCUUACCUCCCGCGAACAGUGUGUUAAAAUCGGACCAUCCUUUUCCUCAUGGAAACCCGUUAACGGUGGCCUACCUCAAGGAACUAAACUUGGCCCUCUUCUCUUUGCCAUUUUAGUCAAUUCCCUCCUACAGGACUGGAAUGGGCGGAUAAAGUUUGUAGACGAUGCUACUGCACUAGAAAUUGUUCCACGUUGCUAUCCUAGCUUGCUACCUAUUCUCGUAAAUGAUGUAUCUCAGUAUGCCUCAAGUAGAGGAAUGAAGCUUAACAGUAAGAAAUGUAAGGAGAUGACAAUAUCCUUCCUCCAAUACCACCUUCCACUUGAUAAUGCGAUUUAUAUAGAUGGUUCGCCAGUGCAAUCAGUAUCCUCCUUUAAACUGCUCGGUGUGCUACUGAGAGAGGAUCUAUCUUGGUGUGAUCAUGUCGACUAUGUGAUUAAAAAAGCAAAUUCCAGACUCUAUGCAUUGCGGAAGUUAAAAAAGGCUGGGUUAAGCGAUAAAGACCUUGUCACUAUAUAUUCCUCCUUCAUUCGGUCCCGAAUUGAGUACGCCUCACCUGCGUGGUCAACGCUGACUCAAGGCCAGUCUGACCUUAUCGAAUCAAUACAGAGAAGAGCAUUACGUAUCUUGCUUCCCGAAAUGUCGUAUCAAGACGCAUUGAAUUAUACUGGUCUACGCGUAGACAUAAUUCCUGUGAACAAUUUAUUCGGAAAUUGAAGCUUGACAAUGGUCCUAUAAAUCCUCUUAAGGAUGUUGUUGCAACUCGUAUACAUCCAAAUACUCAUAAUUAUAAUCUUAGGUCCGAAUCAAGCUGGUCACUCCAAACGAACACAGAACGGUUUCAAAAUUUUAUAACUGUCAAAUAUAAUUAUUAAUGUAUUAUUGAUUUAGUAGUACUCGUGUAUAUUAAUUCAGGGACCCAAUUAUAAUUUGUGGACAGAUUUAAACUGACUAUUCAGAACGAACAUUGAACGGUUUGAACUCAAUUUUAUCUGUAAAUUUAAUUUUUAAUGUAUUUACUUAUAAUCAUGUAAUUCAGUAGAGACUGCAAUGUGAUUAAUUAAACAGAUUAUUAUUAUUAUUAUUAUUAUUAUUAUUAUAAGAUUACAUAACUCAAAAUGAUUCGAGCAAAACCGAUCUUUUGUUAAAAGGAAGAAUGGUUAAUAGAAAUUGGUCCUUUUGAGUGACAUAAUCGUGUAUCGUCAUCGAUCCGUAUCGUUGAACAAUGAAAAAAUUUGUUGUGAAAUCAGUGAAGAUAAAAUAGCAUUUUGUGAAAAAACUGCGGGUCUACGGAGUGGGAACUUUUCGGAUUUGAAAUCAUCGUGUUCGAAAGUGUUAGUUCCCGUAAAAAUAUUUCAGAUCUAAGACAUGCUUAAUGAAAGUGAACGAUAUCGGGUCACAACACACGGACUAAAAUGAAGAAAGUACGUAUGAAUGGAAUCGAGUUGCAAAAAUUAAUGCUUGAAUUGUUUCAAAAUAAUUUACGUGCAUUGCAUUUGUUUAGAUUCGCGUCCAACUUUAAGCACAACGAAAGUGGAUACCAAAAGCAACAAUGGCAUACUUAGUGAACUGGACAAAGAGGCAAGAAAAUUUAUAAACAUUAUGUAGUUUUAUAAAUAUUAUUUAUGCAUAUUAUUUUGAGCUCCUAAGUCAUUAAUUCCAAGAAUGGAUCGGAUUACAUCUCCUAAAACAUUCUUAACUUUAAGAGAACUAAUAGUCAAAUUAAGUAUUUUGAUCAAGAAAUUAAUGUGCUCCCCUCAGUCCGACCAUCGAGACCGCAAAGUUUUCUACUUUUUUUGUUUGAUUAUUUUUUCCCUAUGUACAAAAUUGCAUAACCGAACAUUUCAGAUAAUAUUUACAAGUAGAGCCCUAAUAGAAAUCUUAACAGGCUUUUAUCAAGCCCUUUAUUGUUAUAUUCAGUAUAUAUUACAUAUUGAAAUUACUUCUUAACUAUACAGUGAAAUGAAAUAAAGGAAAGAAAUUUUUAUAGUACAGCAUAUAAUGUUUACAAUGUUUUAGUAAAGAAGUUGUGCAGAUUUAAUACAAUAUGGAGAUGAAAAUGUUAGCUAUUAUAUAUGACGAGACAUAUUGUCCUAUAUAUAUGCAUUUGAAAUGCAUGCAAUAUUCCAAGAUACUAUAUUUACAAUAAUGAUUUAUAUGUUUUAGUUUGUCUUAUGAGCCUAUUGAGUCUAUAACUAGUUAACUACUUUUCUUAAAAAAUUCUGUAAGUUGUUUUUCCGGAAUGUGCAAUAAGAGUUAUUAUAAUGUAUUCUAAACUCGAUGUCAAUUUAUUUCAUACAGCAACUCCUUUGAUGGAAAGAGUAUAUAUGUUUCACAGAAUUCGCCAUUAUGUAAUGGAGUUUUGAUGAAUUUCUUGUGUCAUGAUGGUGUAUUUCAUUGUUUGUGAUAAAAUAAUUAUAAAAAACCUGUUGUAAAAUUUUAAGAUGAUGAUACCGAAACAUAAAUGAAUGAUUAUUGGGGGAGGAGGGAGGGAGAAUGCUCCCAGAAAAGUUUCAAAGAUUUAAAUCCUCAGAAAGGCCGGAAAUGCAAUCAGUAAAAUUUGGCUUUCUUAACUUGCUUUCCUUUUUAACUUCCACAUUUGUCUGUCAAUGCUGUUAUAGUUUACCUGAAAAUCCGUUUGAAUUACCUAUAGAAGUUUACCUGAAAUUACUCAUGAACAAAUAGUAUACGGGACAAAUACUUUACUACCUCCAUGAUCCGGGCGUGGUUUGGGCGUGGUCGGGGCUUAACUCAAAAGGCUUAACUCGAAGGGCUUAACUCGAAGAUUACCUACCUCCUUAAUUUUCAGGUCGAUGAUCUCUAUCGUGAAAAUGUAUCAGAUGAAGACCGAAAAAAGGUCGCUAAAGAAGUUAUCGACGAUCUGUUAAACCUAACAAACCUUGAUAAGAUGGACAAAGAACAAAGAGAAAAUGGAAUAGACCCACAAAAUAUUACUAUUAUAGCCAGAAUACUCCAACAAAUCGUUCAUCUAAAUAUUUCUGAUGACAAUCUUAACAUAUUGGGUCCAGCAAGCAAUAUAUUGGAUAUUAGGAAUACAAAAUCAUGGAGAAACUUGACG